AUGGAGUUUCAACCGAUUGAACUUCCAAUAAUUGAUCUUUCACCUUUAGAAGAUAAUCAUUUAAGUCAAAGUAAAGAAUUAACGAAAAUUGCCGAUGAUAUUAAUAUAGCUUGUGCACGUUUUGGAGUUUUCUAUGUAACCACAUCAUCUUUUCAACUUUGCGAUCAAAAUAAUAUAUUUGAAUCUUCUCGUCAGUUUUUUUCACUACCUGAAGAAAAAAAGAACGCAAUUCCUAUUAAACCUGGAGGUUUUACACGAGGAUAUAUAGGGCUGGGACAUGAAUCAGGCUCUCAUCGAUUUGAAGUUAAAGAAGCAUUUUCAUAUGGAUAUGAGUGGAAUCCUAAUGAACAACCUACAAAUUCAUUACAGGGACGAAACGAAUGGGGUGAUUUAGAAAAAAUUCUAGGUGAACAAUGGCGUAAUUCUUUAAAUAAAUAUUAUGAUAAGAUAGUAGCCAUUGCAGAGUUAGUGGUAAAAAGCUUAGAAAUGGCACUUGGUGUUGAAUUAAAAGACCACUGUGUGGGGGGAGAAACCAUCUCAAUCAUGAGAUUAUUUAAAUAUUAUCCAUAUAACAAUGAAGGAGAUAACAAGACAGAAAAUAUUGGAAGUUCACCACACACUGGUUGGUUUAACAUUGACAUACUCUUGAUUUGUUUCUUUUAUGGAAGUCUAAGUAAUUAUUUUCUUUGA
Messenger RNA from Racocetra fulgida, 690 nucleotides. Lineage: Eukaryota; Fungi; Glomeromycota; Glomeromycetes; Diversisporales; Gigasporaceae. The record is from the annotation of a GenBank genome assembly.